Molecule: messenger RNA, 507 nt
Organism: Brassica napus (rape)
Lineage: Eukaryota; Viridiplantae; Streptophyta; Magnoliopsida; Brassicales; Brassicaceae
Product: secreted RxLR effector protein 161-like
Exons: 1
Coding region: 1-507 (168 amino acids)
Source: RefSeq, a predicted model, not a curated record
AUGGACAAGGCUCAUUCCUUGUCAAGUCCUAUGGUCGUGAGGUCCUUAGACCUUGAGAAGGAUCCAUUCGGACCAAAGAAGCCAGACGAGGAUAUGCUCGGACCGGAAAUACCUUAUCUAAGUGCCAUUGGAGCCUUAAUGUAUUUGGCUAGCCAUACAAGACCGGACAUUAGUUUUGCCGUGAGUUUACUGUCUAGAUUCAGUUCAUGUCCGACACUUAGGCACUGGAACGGAAUAAAACAUCUGUUCAGAUAUCUGCAAGGAACACCCGAUCUCGGAUUGUUCUAUACCGAUCGGCCAAGUGAGAAGAUGGCUGGAUAUGCAGAUGUUGGGUACUUAUCUAACCCACACAAUGCUAGAUCUCAGACAGGUUACGUGUUUAUACACGGUGGGGCUGCAGUAAGUUGGCGGUCCACAAAACAAACCUUAGAGGCAACAUCAUCUAAUCAUGCCGAGAUCAUAGCCAUGUUUGAAGCAAGCCGAGAGCUUGUGUGGUUAGGAAUAUGA